Molecule: messenger RNA, 1722 nt
Organism: Cutaneotrichosporon oleaginosum
Lineage: Eukaryota; Fungi; Basidiomycota; Tremellomycetes; Trichosporonales; Trichosporonaceae
Source: RefSeq, a predicted model, not a curated record
UGCUAAUCAGCUCUGACGCGACGUGUAUCUCAUCUAGUCUUGUCGUUGUUUCAUCUCUUUAAACGUCGAGGUUGGGGCUGUCUCGACAUUCAUCUGGCUCCCCCUCUAUCGAUUCCCGAUACCUUAUCGUCACCCCUCCGGACUCCAGCCCACGAUGGACCGCCGCGUUGCCCUGCGGCUUUCGCUGCUCCUCAACGUCCUCCUCCUCGCCGCCCCGAUAUACACUCUCUUCUUCGUGGCCCCUGCCUUCCACCGUUCCGAGACGCGGCUUGAGUGGAACGAGCCAGUCGUAGGAAACGAGCUGGUACAGGUGCCCAGCACGCCUCCCGAGCCGGUGUUCGAGUGUGGGAUAAGCGACGCGGGCCCCACUGGACGUCGGUUAGCUGCGACAUUCGGUGAUGCAGCGCUGCGCCGCAGCGUAGCUUAUUCCGGCUCGAACCACCGCUUGCGACGGGUGCUGGCGAAGAUGCGCGCCGGCGAGCCGUUCUCCAUGGGUGUGCUCGGCGGAUCAGUCUCAGCAGGGCACGGCAUGCACCGAUCCAAAGAGGAUGAGGCACACAUCAUGCACCGGGUGCUCUUCGACCACCUCGACUCGCAAUUCCCCGCCGCCGAACCCGCCGCGGAGGGCCGAGUGGAGAAGGGCGGCAAGCGCAACGUCUAUUGGAAUGGGGCGCAGCCAGCGCGUGGGUCCGACUACUUCUCCUAUUGUUCGGCAUUGCAUCUGAAUCGCGACGUAGACUUGGUCAUUGUCGAACUCGCGAUCAAUGACCCCUUCGGCCUCAACUACGUUCAGCACUUUGAGAAUCUCGUCCGCUCGCUGCUCGAGCUGCCUUCUCAGCCUGCCGUGCUCGUGGUGAACUCUUUCGCCCUCAGCUUCGAGCGGAUAAGCAUGGGCGGCGACUUGAACUUCGGCAAUGCGCAGUUUUACGACCUGCCUGUUGUGAGCGCGCGGAACGCUCUGCUUCCGCUUGCGCUCCAGAACCAUACCCUACUUACCGAGUGGUUCGCCAGCAUGAACUUCAAGCCGAUCGAGGAUGAUCUCUCCAACGCCGACCUGCGCCACUUCGCCAAGCCUCUGCACACUGUCACUGGCGAGCUUAUGACCGCUUACAUUGAGAGCCAGCUGUGCGAGAUGGACCGCAUCGAGCAUCGCCGUCCCCGCGCCACCCCUGAGGAUCUCUACCCCGUCGAACCUGUGCCACGCGUCCGACUGCAGGACAAGUACGCUAUCGACCGCGACUUCCCCAAGCUACAGCCAUUUUGCAUUGCCACCAACUCAGACGAGUAUCCGCUGGCGCCCAUCAAGCAGAACGGCUGGAGGGCCUGGGCGUGGAAGGACAAAAAGUACCUCAUUGCCGAAGAGGUGGGCGCCAGCCUUACCUUCGAGUUCACCACUGUGCUCGGUACCGCCAAUCUAUACUACCUGCGCAGUUGGGAGUUCCCCCUCGGCCAGCUUAACUGCUGGAUCGACGACGACAAGGGAACCGCGAAGAUCUCCAAUGGUCGGUGGACCAAUAAAAUGAACAUCGGCCAGUCGACAACCUGGCAUGGCUUGACAGAGGGCAAGCAUACUCUCAACUGCGAGAUCAUCCAGUCCACCGACGACCCCAGUGGCGGCCACGAGUUCCGCCUUAUGUCCCUCAUGACCCUGUAGACGUUGAUUAGACAUUUUUCCUGUAUGUGCAAUAUUCUGGCGGUCCAUGUCAUUUGUGUGGGUGCACG